Molecule: messenger RNA, 662 nt
Organism: Paramecium sonneborni
Lineage: Eukaryota; Ciliophora; Oligohymenophorea; Peniculida; Parameciidae
Source: the annotation of a GenBank genome assembly
AUGACUAAAAUGUUUUUGACUUUUAAAUCAGCUUCGAAACGAGGCCUACUGCAUUAAAUCUUGCAAUUGUAAACCCUCUAUAAUCAAAAUUUAAUUUUUUAAAUGAUAUCUUGUGUAUUUCUUUUUAAGAUAGAGUCUAUUUUAUCGAAAACCCAAGAAAUAAAUGAUUUCUGCAUUUUUUGCAUGUAAACCAAAGCCAACUGGAGAAUUGAUAAAAUGUAAAUGAUCAAUCAGUGCUUAGAACUCUUCCUGAACUUAUAAUUCAGAAGCUUUCUUUCAUUGCAACAAUUUUUAUUCAGUUCUUCUUUAAUUUUCUUCUACUUAGUCAUUUACUCUAAAUGUUAUUUUAGUGGUUCCCCUUUCAUAUACAAAGAAUUUCUAAUUAAUCUAAUUUUUUGUAACUUUUCUAACCAAUUUACCAUAAUUCCGCAACUAUUUUUAUAAUUUGAUAGGAUUGGUGGUCAUUUAUAGAGCAGAAUUUCAGCCAUCUCCUUCAAUACAAUCUAUGUAUUUAUUAAAAAUCAGUAAAAUAGAUGGAAUUGCUUGGUUUUAGUGCCCAAUUCAAUGCUUUAAUUCAACCAAUUCUUUUGAAUCAAUUUUAUUAGUUAUUUCUAAUUGGUUUCACACUAUCCUUUUCGAAUUUAUUUUUUGAAUUUUAAUGA